CAGGGUUGCGUCUACUACUUUUUACGAUAAAUAUACAAUUAGAAACUGAUUAGUUGAUAGCUUGAACAAUUUGAUAUUAUGAUGUUAUUAACAAACUGAUUAGUUGAUUACAACAUUUUUGAAGUAUUUCAAUAACUGAUGACUUGUUAUGUCUUCAUCGCUUGGCAUUCAUCAUUCGUAGUGAACUAAGGAAGUGAGUGAGGUUUAAUCUCUGUGUUCUUUGGGUUAAGCUGCGUCUGCGCAUCCCGGCUUCAAACGGCACGUGCAUAUUUCCAUGAGAGAUGGAGGGACGCGCGGGCGGGAAGUCUCCGCGGGAACAGAAGUUGUCGGAGCGGGACAUCGACUGCAGGGUACACGUGUUUGGAUACCCGCCGUACACUCAGCCGCAGGACCUCACGCGCGCGUUUCUCCACUUCGGCACCCUUCGAGUGGAGAAGAUGAACACUAAGCAUGCUACAUUGGUUUUCCCCACAUCCUACGACGCUAGAACCGCUUUGGAGGCGUCCAGGAAAGUCAGUAUAUACGGCACUCUUCUGACCGUGAAGCCGUUUGACCCCGCCAUGACCACGGAACAGAAGAAGAGUCCCAGGAAGGAGAAGAAGAAACGACAGAUAUUAUCAACCAUCGACCCCAAGAAGAUUGACCUGAGUGGAAACUUCCACAAACAGCUGGACAACAUCCUGAACAUCGUGCGACUGACCCAGGAGGAGGUGACCGCCAUGAGCUCGCUGUACGCUGACCUCGAGAAGGUUCUGCAAGCUCUGUGGCCGGGUUGCUCGGCGAUCCCCUUCGGCUCGAUCCCCACGGGUUUGGGGAUCAAAUCCAGUGACGCGGACUGCUUCGUCUCCAUCCCGCCGCAGUUCAAGACACCACUAGGGAAUUACGUCAACAAGGCAAAGAAAAUUCUACAAAACUACCCAAACAUCUUCGACGAACUAGUCGCCAUACCACGGGCCAACACCCCCAUAGUGAAACUUGUGCACGUUCCCACGAGAACAGCUUGUGAUCUCACCUUCAAGACGGAGCUCGGAGCAAGGAACAGCAGACUUAUUGCCUUCCUACUGCACGCUGAUCCCAGACUGUUACCAUUAGCUGUUGUCAUCAAGUACUGGGCGAGGGUACACGAGUUAUCAGGCAGUGGAAGAUUGACAAACUACGCUUUGACUAUGCUCAUCAUAUUUUACCUUCAACAACCCCCGCUGUCUAUUCUACCGUCAGUACAAUGGCUACAGUCGGGUGUUCAAGAAGAAAUCGUGGACUACUGGAAUGUUGCAUUCGAUGGACGCAGAGAGAAUAUGCCCCCAAUAAAUAAUAAAUCUUCACUAUCAGAACUAAUCGGAGGAUUUUUUCAAUUCUACUCUACAUUCAAUUUCGAUGAAAUGAUAGCUUGCCCGUAUCUAGGAUAUCCUGUUAAGAAGGACUCGCUGAAGGACCUAGAGAAGUUACCGCCUGGCUUCGAAAGAUAUCGGGAAAAUAUUCUCCAUCACGAAAUGUUGGCGAUGCGCUUUAAUACGUCCAUCUGCGUGCAAGAUCCGUUCGAGCAAUGUCACAAUGUCGCUUCUACGAUAAGCAGCCGCUUGGCGGACGAACUCAGAGCGUAUUUCAAGUUUGCCGCCAACGCCUAUGAACAAGAGAGUCCUAAAAACUGCAAGGGCUUCUUCGAAAUAAUUCUCCUUCAGAAACCGAAGCUCCCCAAGAACAAGGGCAGCCCAGAAUUCAGAGCCAACUUGUUCCCCAACAUGAUCGCGAACAUCGUAGCGCCAGACUGGAAAGCCGUGGUCAGAAAAGUCGUAUUCGAAAUAUUCGAAACGAUGCUCAAAAUCAAGCUCGGAAAAGUAGAAGAAAAGGUGAAUCCGGACUCGAAAAAGGAGAAAGAGAAAUACAUGGGAGUCGUUUGUAAAGCUAUCUGGAAGAGGAAGCAGUUUAGUAGACUGUACACGUACAUGAAUCUGGACUUUGUUCAGAGAAAUAUAAAGAUAACGGAGGAGAUUUUGAAUGCGGAGAAGGAGCUUCUCAAUAUUAAUUUCCAAAUGACGGUGACAUUCUGUCACGAGCCGCGCAGUUCUGUGGUGUCGAUAAAGAUGUCGAGCGGAGACGUGACGGCGUUUAGGGAAUUCGGCAAAUUUUUCGUGUCAGUGCUACAGCAUUGGUUCGUGCAGCUGAUGAAGCCCUACACCCAGUGGCCCGAGAGGGACACCGCUACGAAGAUAGCGGAGACAAUUAAGUAUUUGGACAAUAAUUUGGAUGAUGAUGAUGAUGAUAGUGAUGACAGUGUGUUGAGCGAAAGUGCGCAGGAGGCGGGAGCGGCGGCGGCCUCGUCGGCGGCGCCGUGACCCGCGGCCCCGCCUCGCUACCGGCUCUGGACUCCGUGGUACAAUACGUGUUACUAUUAAGCUAAAUAUCGACGUUUGAUAGAAAUCUAUUUUGUUAUCAUCGUUUUAUUUUUAAUCUAUGUGAAUAGAAUGACUGUUCUGUUUAUGUAAAUAAAUAAAGAUAUUUUUUCUAAA
Amyelois transitella is the source of this 2507-nucleotide messenger RNA. Its product is annotated as speckle targeted PIP5K1A-regulated poly(A) polymerase. The record is from RefSeq and is a predicted model, not a curated record. The transcript has 6 exons. The coding region runs from base 282 to 2333 and encodes 683 amino acids. Gene Ontology annotation, biological process: RNA 3'-end processing. Lineage: Eukaryota; Metazoa; Arthropoda; Insecta; Lepidoptera; Pyralidae. Gene Ontology annotation, molecular function: nucleotidyltransferase activity; nucleic acid binding.